This is a messenger RNA of Spinacia oleracea (spinach), 1246 nucleotides long. RefSeq lists its product as uncharacterized. Gene Ontology annotation, biological process: proteolysis. Gene Ontology annotation, molecular function: cysteine-type peptidase activity. Bases 257 to 1246 code for a protein of 329 amino acids. The record is from RefSeq and is a predicted model, not a curated record. NCBI's taxonomy places the organism in Eukaryota, Viridiplantae, Streptophyta, Magnoliopsida, Caryophyllales, Amaranthaceae. The transcript has 5 exons.
UUCUGUAUUGCCGGAAAUCUAAAUUAGGAUAUAGAGUAUUUAGUUAAUUGGUUCUGGUGAUAUGUUGUCAUCCUGUUUGUUUUUUUAUAUUCUCUUUUAUUAAAUAAUGGUAAUGUUUUUUUUUAUAUUCUGGUGGUGUCAAUGGUGGUAAUGUUUUUUUUUAUAUUCUCUUUUAUUAAAUGAUGUUUACAAAAUUAAAUUAUUUAUUUACUUUUAAGUAUAAACUGUUUACUUUUGGCUUUUGUAGACAGAAGAAAUGGCAGUUGUGUUUCAAAACAUGAAACACCCAAAAGCAAAAGAUGUUAAGGAGUACACUUAUGAAGAGGUAGACUUUGAUUGGAAAGCGGAAAAAAGAACCACAAUGGAUUGUGGUAUCUUUUUGAUGAUGCACUUGUUAUCUUUCAAAGGAGAGAAUUACAGCUGCGAUCUAGGACUGACAAAUACCAAGAAGCUCUAUCGAGCUCUAAUAUGCGUCAAUCUUGCGACAUAUGAUUACAAUCUCAUACGAAAUGAGUUGAUAGCCAAGGUAGAAGAAUUCAAAAUCACUGGAAAAAUGAAAAUUGAAGGGGGAAACAAAAGGACAAGGGAAGAUCCAGAAAAAGGUGAUCAGAGGCAAUCCUUUCCCUUCCUAUCAAGAUUCAUGAAUGCGGCUAGCAAAUGGAUUGUCGAUGAAUGGUCAACACAAUUUCAAAAAAUGUUAGAUUAUAUGGCAAUCGAAGACGAAAAGAAUAUGAGUGAAACAUUAGCAUGGUUUGGAGAGUCCAUUGAAGUAACAAGAGGAGAUUUACAUUCUUUGUUGAAUUUGAAAAAUCCAACAUCUAACCUCGUCACAGCUUGGGCAUUUUAUAUGAAUUACCAUGAUGCUACUAUUGAGAAGGACGCAAAUGAUGCAAAGAGAUUCUAUUUUACUCUGGAUCAUAUGGAAGCACUUGAGGAUUGCAUACAUUUGAAAGGAAAGAAAACCGUGGCACCAUUGUUGAAGAUUUGGGAGGAUUGGGUCGAAGCAGAGCUAGAGUUCAAUGACAUUAAAAAAUGUGAUUGUGUUUUUGUUCCCUUAUUGCUUAAGGAUCACUUCUUUUGUGCUGUGAUAAACUUCAAAAAUGAGACAAUUGAUCAUUUGGAUAGCAUCCUGUACGAAACAAAUGAAGAAUGGGCUGAAAUUUCAGAGUUCAUAAAAGCCAUGGGUGUUAUGUUUGAGUUGGUGUUGUUGCCGAUUGUUACUCAGUUAGGGGUUGUUAGAUUAUAG